AUGUUUCAGCUAUACCGGGACCUAGAAGUCAAGCUCGCAGAAGAUUUAAACCUGCGGCCUGUUAUUGACCUGACUACGGAUGAUACCGAUUUUAGAUGUUCUAUUUGCUCAACCUUUUUUCGGGAUGCCGACUAUUUCGUUGUCGUAUGCGGAUGUCCUAUUUGUCCCGAGUGCCGCUUACGUUGUCGGAGCGAAAUCCCUACGGCAAUAUGCCUGCUGAAAUGUAAAAACCACCCGGAGACGGAUGGUAUGACAAGCAUCAGAGUUUUUCGCAGUGCCGAUUGCGGAAUUUGUUUGGAGCAAAAAACCCAAAUGCUGGUGACAAAAUGCGGAUAUGUGAUGUGUUCCGCGUGUGCCGAAAGGUGGUUCUUGAGCGAGUCGAAAUGCCCGCUUUGCCGCCAGUUUUACGAGUGCCUGAUUAGACUACGCGAAGAGCGUUUGCUUAUUGUGGCGGGCCUAACGUAUGCAUUGGGCGGAUAUUACGGUUGGCAUUUCCUCUGUUUUCAGAGGCCAGCCGGCUUGUUUUAUGCUUGA
Messenger RNA from Pyricularia grisea, 534 nucleotides. RefSeq lists its product as uncharacterized. Lineage: Eukaryota; Fungi; Ascomycota; Sordariomycetes; Magnaporthales; Pyriculariaceae. The transcript is spliced from 6 exons. The record is from RefSeq and is a predicted model, not a curated record. The coding region runs from base 1 to 534 and encodes 177 amino acids.